Durio zibethinus is the source of this 935-nucleotide messenger RNA. Its product is annotated as ubiquitin-conjugating enzyme E2 28-like. NCBI's taxonomy places the organism in Eukaryota, Viridiplantae, Streptophyta, Magnoliopsida, Malvales, Malvaceae. The record is from RefSeq and is a predicted model, not a curated record.
AUCCACCUUUGUCGAAAUAUUGAGUUUGAAGAGGAGAUUACCGAGUGAGUGGGGACGUGUCAGACGUGUAUAAGAUGGUCUGGAAACCCCUACUUCUCCUUCCCUCUCUCUCUGUCUUUCUGAUUUAGCGAGCGACUUUGAGUUUGAAGUGCAAAAUCAAGGGAUUGCGGUUGUAAAAGAGAGGGAUCUGCUUCAAAGUGUAAACUUCAAACCCCGCUUCCUCUCUUUAUCGUCUCUAACCCCAAUUUCUUUCUCUCUUCUCUUCAUCUGCUCCAGGCUCCAGUCCAGGUAGGAUCCUUGUGUUGUCUUCCGUUCAAGCGUCAUGGCUUCAAAGCGGAUUUUGAAGGAACUCAAGGAUUUGCAGAAGGAUCCACCCACUUCUUGCAGUGCAGGUCCUGUAGCCGAAGACAUGUUUCAUUGGCAAGCAACAAUUAUGGGCCCCUCCGAUAGCCCUUAUGCAGGAGGUGUAUUUUUAGUUACUAUUCAUUUUCCUCCAGAUUAUCCUUUCAAACCUCCUAAGGUUGCAUUUAGGACCAAGGUCUUCCAUCCAAACAUCAACAGCAAUGGGAGCAUUUGUCUUGAUAUCCUAAAAGAACAGUGGAGCCCUGCACUAACCAUUUCCAAGGUUCUGCUCUCAAUCUGCUCAUUGCUGACUGAUCCAAACCCUGAUGACCCACUUGUUCCGGAGAUUGCUCACAUGUACAAGACUGAUCGGGCUAAGUAUGAAGCUACUGCACGCAGCUGGACCCAGAAGUAUGCCAUGGGAUGAUGGUGGUUAGCGUGUAAUACCAAUGGCUUUUGUAUGUUGUCAAAUGUGUUAACCUUUUUAUGUUUUCUGUUGGGAAGAGAGGAGGUGUUUUCCUAAGGGAACUUGUCGUGGUGCUUAUGCUUUGGAUGUCGGAGAAUAGAACUAAGUGGACAUUUUAUAUCGUGCA